AUGGGAGGGCACAGCAAUAACAACGGAGAAGAGCAGAAGGUCGAGAAAGGAUAUGCCACCCUUGCGACCCUCAGGGUCGGAGUCAGAGCAUGGGUCGACAAGGACGAUGAGAAACGCAAGGCCGAGAUUCUCUCUGUCCAAACGCGCAGAGGCAAACCCACCUUUUACGUCCAUUACCAGGAUUUCAACAAGCGAUUGGAUGAAUGGGUAGCAGCUGAGCGUAUUGAUCUGUCGAGAGAGGUGGAAUGGCCUCUCCCCGACAAAUCGGACACAAAGCAGAAGAAGACUACAAGCAAGACGACAGCGAAAGCCGAACCCUCCAAAGCAAACAAAGCACCAAAACGAUCACGAGCGUCAAGUGUCAGGGAGCUUUCUGCAACACCGACCGAAGCAUCGCAAUCAUCCAAAGCAGGCACUCGUCGACCAUCGUUGGCAGGUGGAGAUCACAGGUCACCGUCUGUGGCCGUACUCGCACCCGAGAUUGGCGAUGGAACGCCACAGCCAGACGGCGAGGUUGACGACGAUACUGUAGAUCUUAUUGAUGUGCAGAAUGCUGCCGCGGCCGCAAAGGCGAUUCCAGACCAUCUGUACUCGCGUGAAGAAGAGAUCGAAAAGCUGCGAACCAGUGGUUCAAUGACACAGAAUCAAACCGAGAUCAGUAGAGUCAGAAACCUCGAAAAGAUCCAGAUGGGCGCUCACGAGAUUGAACCUUGGUAUUUCUCGCCAUACCCUGUUGAAUUUUCCGACUGCGAGCUGGUCUACAUCUGCGAGAUGUGUCUUCUCUAUUUUGGCAACGAGAGGCAGUUCAAGCGGCACAGAAGCAAGUGUACUCUCUUGCAUCCUCCUGGCAACGAAAUCUACCGCGACGACAUGGUCAGCUUCUUUGAGAUUGACGGCAGGAGGCAGAGAACUUGGUGCAGAAACCUAUGUCUUCUGAGCAAGCUUUUCCUGGACCACAAGACGCUCUACUACGAUGUGGACCCCUUUUUAUUUUAUUGCAUGACCACGCGCGAUCAACACGGUCAUCAUUUGGUUGGGUAUUUCUCCAAGGAAAAAGAAAGCGCCGAGGGAUACAACGUGGCAUGUAUUCUGACUCUACCACAAUAUCAACGCAAGGGUUAUGGUCGACUACUCAUUGCCUUCAGCUACGAACUCAGCAAGCGUGAAGGCAAGUUAGGAAGUCCUGAGAAACCGCUCAGUGAUCUUGGACUUCUCGGCUACCGUGCAUUCUGGCAAGAGAUCAUUGUCGAAUUCUUGGUCGAGAGCAAAGGCGAAUUGAGCGUUGAGGAUAUUGGAGCGCAGACUGCCAUGACAACCAACGACGUGCUGCACACGUUACAGAACUUGAACAUGUUACGUUAUUCCAAAAAUCAUCAUGUGAUCGUCCUCACAGAAGCCAUUCUCAAACAAAGAGAGCGACAGAAAGAAAAGGAAAAGAUCAAGGGUAAACACCAAAUUGAUGCAGAAAAGCUGCAGUGGAAACCACCAGUUUUCACAGCAGCGAGCAGGACUUGGAACUGGUAA
Aureobasidium melanogenum CBS 110374 is the source of this 1524-nucleotide messenger RNA. Its product is annotated as histone acetyltransferase ESA1. NCBI's taxonomy places the organism in Eukaryota, Fungi, Ascomycota, Dothideomycetes, Dothideales, Saccotheciaceae. The coding region runs from base 1 to 1524 and encodes 507 amino acids. Gene Ontology annotation, biological process: regulation of DNA-templated transcription. Gene Ontology annotation, molecular function: histone acetyltransferase activity. The record is from RefSeq and is a predicted model, not a curated record. The transcript is spliced from 6 exons.